GGUGACAUUGUCGCUGUUAACCACGACCGCUAUGGUCGUCAAGAGGGCCUCGUCGUUGGCUCUCGUGUCGACUUCGCUGGCCGACAAAUCCUCGAAGUCCAACUCGAAGCCUCAAACGAAAUCUACCAAGCAUGGUACCCCACUGUCACCCGCGUCAGGCGAACAGUCUCCUACACCCGACCUGUCGUCGCAAAACAGCGCACCGUUGAGCGCCGAAUCUAUUGGUGA
Messenger RNA from Suillus discolor, 228 nucleotides. RefSeq lists its product as uncharacterized. The record is from RefSeq and is a predicted model, not a curated record. The annotation marks the transcript as partial. Lineage: Eukaryota; Fungi; Basidiomycota; Agaricomycetes; Boletales; Suillaceae. The transcript is spliced from 3 exons.